AGUGUAUAUAAUACCGAGCCCAUGUUAGGCCCAAAGAAAGAUUGAUGAACCCGCGCUCCCUAUUCUAUUCUUCUUCUUCUUCUUCUCAUUUUUGCGUUCCGCUCUGUUUUGCAGCAACCAAGCCAUUCACGCAAGAAUAUGGACACAUCAAAUCCUGCAGUUUUUGUCAAUGCAGAACUCUUGCAGUUUUAUGUUGGAAGGAGGGUUCGGGCUGUGAUGCAGGUUGUGCGAUCCGAGGGGGGCGUUGUCAUUGGAAAAUCAACAGAUGAGAAGCAGCUAGUUGUGAAAGGACCACCCCCACCUGCACCUCUUACAAAUUUUGUUGAAGUUAUUGGCAUUGUUGACAAUGAUAGAUCCAUUCGAGCUGAGAUAUGGACCAAUUUUGGCAAUGUGAUUGAUAUGUUCAGCUACAAUAAGCUUUGUCAGCUUGCAAAUGGAGAAUUUAAGCACUUGUUUGUGUGAGGUAUAACGAGCUCUAUCUGAUGAUGAUAUGAAGUCCCCUCUGAAACAUGUGCAGAACCGGAGAUAUUAUCAUUUUGUCUGGGUAUUUGUUGGAAACUAUUUUCACUGAUUAUAAUUGAAAUAUCAAUCUGAUUUUUACAGAGUUGUCUGUCGUGUUUUACAUCCUCGGUUGUCAGCAUAUCCUUGUGCUUUAAAUCUGCAAUCAUCAGCAUUGCACGAGUUUUAGGCAUUCCAUGCUUAAGCAUACAGUGUGUACUUUAGUCAUGUUCAUGUUUCUUUUCUGCCCUAAAAGUGUGAACCAUUAUUAAUAGAUUCAUAUUACUGCA
Molecule: messenger RNA, 788 nt
Organism: Arachis duranensis
Lineage: Eukaryota; Viridiplantae; Streptophyta; Magnoliopsida; Fabales; Fabaceae
Product: replication protein A 14 kDa subunit B
Exons: 3
Coding region: 139-462 (107 amino acids)
Biological process (GO): DNA recombination; DNA repair; DNA replication
Cellular component (GO): nucleus
Molecular function (GO): DNA binding
Source: RefSeq, a predicted model, not a curated record